AUGGUAAAAGAACUCGAGAAAAAGAUAAAUGAUAAUGAUCUAAGUCCUGAUGAUAUCUCAUCCCCUGAUGAAAGUGAAGAUGAAUAUAGGCCGGGUGAUGACGAUGAAUCGUCAGAUGAUUUCGCACUACCUGUCUUCACUAAACAAGUACCCUUCCUUUCCCUUUCUAUUCUCUCUCUCUCUCUCUCUCUCUCUCUCUCUCUCUCUCUCUCUCUUCGGCUUCAUUAUUCUGUCCUCGUCUUUAUAUUGCCCUUCUUUUUACUCUUUUUUUCCUUCCCCCUACCAUUUUCAUUUCUCUUUCGUCUGCUUUUCUUUUUCUACUUCCUUUAUAAAUUGUCCCCCACCGGCAUGGAUUCCCUUUCUCUUCUUUCAGUCUUUCUUUCCCUUCUAUAUUUCCUUCUCCUUUCCCUUUUUUCCCCUGUCCACUUUAUUUGCCUCCUUUUCUCUUCAAUAUUUCUCCCUUCCGCUAUCUUUCUGCUUUAUUUUUCCUUCUUUUCCUCUUUUUUUUUUCUUUUCCUUUUCUUACUACUUCCAAUUUUAUUUCUCUCUUUUUUUUUCCUUUUCCAUUCUUGUCCCUGUUUAGUUGUCUUUUUCCUCUUUCCUUUCUCUUUCUUUUCUUUCUGUUUCCUUUCUUUUGGUCAUCAUUUUUUUUUUCUUUUUCUUUCCCCCUCCAUUAUCUUAAACGCUCAUAAUGACGUUGCUAGGGGUUCUUUAUUCGCUUUGGUUUCGUUGUUUUCGUGGGCUGGUGCUUUUCAGAAGCCGGGAAGGCAUUAA
Acanthosepion pharaonis is the source of this 774-nucleotide messenger RNA. NCBI's taxonomy places the organism in Eukaryota, Metazoa, Mollusca, Cephalopoda, Sepiida, Sepiidae. The record is from the annotation of a GenBank genome assembly.